Messenger RNA from Colletotrichum siamense, 696 nucleotides. RefSeq lists its product as uncharacterized. The record is from RefSeq and is a predicted model, not a curated record. The transcript has a single exon. Lineage: Eukaryota; Fungi; Ascomycota; Sordariomycetes; Glomerellales; Glomerellaceae. Bases 1 to 696 code for a protein of 231 amino acids.
AUGAGAUUCUGGGGGUCUAAACCCCCGGGCCUGAUCGACUUCGCCAUCACCGAUACAACCCACUCCGCAGAGGAAUCGGUGGGGACGGUCAACGAACGAUUGUCCGAGGGCCCCGAGAAAGACGACGGCCUGGGCAUCAAAUUCGGCAAACCGAUUGCGGGCUCACGCAAAAAGGCUGACGGCGUGGAGAUCAGCUGGAAGGUCACGCGUCCGGAGUUCUCCCAAGGGGACAAGACGCCCGGUCAAGAGCUCUUCCCCGACGGCAGAAUCGACGUCCCGUUCUUCUGCCACGACGUCACCCCGCGAGCAGGAAGGGUUCCAAGUGAGGACGAGAAGAAGACGACACACCCUUGCGGUGCCACUGGCAUUGCGGCUUGCGAGAUCCUCGUGCCCAAGCACCUGCUGACCGAGUACGCUCAUGUCUACUCCAAGAUUCUCGGCUCCAAGUUCGAGCCUGCUGCCGGAAAGAGCUCGUACACCUUCGACAUCGGCGUGCCGCAGGGGUCUUCCCGAUCCACGGUGGUAGUGCGCGCUGCUGAGAGUGAGAAAGACAUCAAGCGCAUGCAGGAGAGGGGAAUCGGUUUCUCCGAUCUUGUUCUUGUCGUCAAGGGCGAUGCCCCUGGUGGUGAUGCGAAGCGCCCGUUGGGCUCCACGGGCAUUGAGUCUACGAUCUGGUUGGAAAAGCAGAAGUCUUAA